AUGGGAAGGGAGGGAGGAGGGGACAGCAAAGGCGCAAGCGGUUAUCGUGGCGCGGCAGACCAGAUGGUGCGGCCCACAAUAGCCGUCGGCCUGAGGAGUGGCCCGUGGAUGGCGUUCUUGAAGUUGAGGUCCCGAAAGAAGGCCUCGAAGGAUCCACCCCGCAGGCUACGCACGAGGCGUGACGUCGGCGCAGGAAAGCAUGAGCGGCGCGAAGAGGGAAGCGGAGAAAGGCUGCGGCUGGCGGCUGGCGGCUGCCUGAGUUGGCGAGCGGGCUCUUCCGAUGAGAGCAACAAGCGAGGGGGCGACCAAUGUCGAUUGCUUCGCGACGCACUGUUGGUUCUCAAGGACGUUGGGACUCUCAAGCGCGGCCCUUCAUCACAUAUGCACCGCGUGCUUGCCGCCCUCGUUGGCUUGGUCACCUCGAUGUGCCUAGCAAAGUUGGAUGGCCCAACAGCGCAGGCAGCACCAAGCGAAGAGGUCUCCAGCCGAGCUCAGCUCAGCCCCCCCCCCCCUGCCCGCGGCGUUGAGCUCUGCUUGAAGAAUCGAGCAUGCAGGUCGGAGUGGGUGCCGCGGCAUCGCGGGUCCUUCGGGGGUGCCGCCGAGCGUCAGGAGAGGAGCUGGCGAGGACGUGACGGUGGUGAAGUCGAUGUGCAGUGCCCUGCAUAUGCAGCGGAUCGUGGUGGUGUGGUCGAUGGCUCUAACGGCCAGACAGACGCUUGUAACGGCUGGUGGUCUGGAGGCCUGGGUAGGGUACCGCCGCUGCCGCAGCCGAAGCCAACUACCUCGCAUGCGCAUGAGGGCAUCGGUAUCCCCAUGUCAAGUAGGUGGAUCAGAAAAGACAAGACUGCCAAGGAACGAAGAGGUCAUCAAGUCGGCUGA
Messenger RNA from Verticillium dahliae VdLs.17, 879 nucleotides. RefSeq lists its product as uncharacterized. The transcript is spliced from 3 exons. The record is from RefSeq and is a predicted model, not a curated record. NCBI's taxonomy places the organism in Eukaryota, Fungi, Ascomycota, Sordariomycetes, Glomerellales, Plectosphaerellaceae. Bases 1 to 879 code for a protein of 292 amino acids.